AUGACGAACCCCAAAUCCCUCCUGGCCGCCAUCCCCCUGGCCCUGGCCCUCGUGCCCACCGUCCUCGUCAACGCCUUCGCACUCCCAAACCACGCCGGCCCCUACCCCAACCCCUUCAAGCCCGCCAACCUCGACCCCACCGCCUCCCUCCUAACCACAACGUCCGCCCUGCGCGAGCUGAACGACUACCACAACAACACACUGCGCGUCGAAUCCGUAAACGAACAAUACCUCGUCGUCGAGGCGCACAGCCUGACGCACGUGGCCACCAUCACAGACAACUCCGAGGCCGAAAGGGACAUCAACAAGAUCGUGCGGCUGUGCGACAUGAAUUUAUUUGCUGAGACCUACCACCACGCUCCUGCACGUGACCAUGAUGACGAUCAUGAUGAUGAUGCGGAUGACGGCGAGGAAAGUCCUGCGGACGUCACGACGCGGUGCAGCAGACAUCAUUGUAUGUCGAGUCAGCAGUGCAAGAGCCGCCAGUGCACGUGA
Anthostomella pinea is the source of this 495-nucleotide messenger RNA. NCBI's taxonomy places the organism in Eukaryota, Fungi, Ascomycota, Sordariomycetes, Xylariales, Xylariaceae. The record is from the annotation of a GenBank genome assembly.